UUCUGCAAUAAAUUCUUUCAAAGAAGUGAUGAAGCCAUUUUCUUGUUUAGCAUUCUUGUUUUUUCUACUUAAUUAUUUGGUUGUAAAAGAGGCAAAUGGAUCUCUUAGAGAGUUGAAGCUUUAUGAAUUUCAAAAAGGACUUGAAGAUAAACAUUUCCAUUCUUCAUCUUUCAUCUAUUCAUCAUUACCUUCACCUUCUCCAGAACCUUCUGUUCCCACCUCCAAUGCCAAAAAGAGUGAAGGAGGGGUUAUAUAUCCUAUAGGGUACGGUGCAGAUCCAAGAGGGACAAGUGAUAGUAGUGAAGCCAUUAAGGAGGCUAUUAAUGAUGCAUUAAAAUUGCAAAUUAAUGGAUUUGCAUUGCUGCCUGGUAUUAGUGAUCUUGGUGGUCUCAUUAUUGAUUUUCAAGGUGGAAAUUACAGAGUCAACAAUCCUAUUCUAUUUCCUCCUGGCAUUGGCAAUAUUGUGGUAAAAGGGGGAACAUUAAGAGCAUCCGAUACAUUUCCAGGUGAUAGACAUCUAAUUGAGCUAUGGUCACAAGAUUCUACCAAGUUUGUCACAGACUACAAUAUUUCCCACCACCAUAGUGACAUUUUCGAUCGGCGCAACCAAAAUGUUGCGAUUCGCUAUGAGGGAAUAACGUUCCGUGACAUCCUCUUCGACUCUGGCUAUCGAGGAGGAGGUCUAUAUGUCGUUGACUCAGCUAGAAUUCGCAUAACGGAUUGCUUUUUCGUUCACUUUAGCACGGAAGGAGUCCUCGUCCAUAGGGGCCAUGAGACCUUUAUAUCGAACACGUUCAUGGGCCAACAUCCGACCAUUGGUGGUGAUAGAGGUGAGAAGGAUUUCUCAGGCAUAGCAAUUGAUCUUGCUAGUAAUGACAAUGCAAUUACUGAUGUUACAAUUUUCUCAUCAGCAAUUGGAAUUGUACUUAGGGGUGAGGCUAAUAUUGUCACAGGGGUACAUUGUUACAACAAGGCAACAUAUUUUGGUGGGGUUGGAAUUUCAGUUAAAGCAUCCCAAAAUAGGAUAGAUAAUUGUUACCUUGACUAUAACUCUAUAGUCAUUGAGGACCCUUUCUUAGUUCACAUCUCAAAUGGGUAUUUUCUUGGUGAGGGAAAUAUUGUUUUGAAAGCAAUUAACGGUCGAAUUUUCGGACUAAACGUUAUCAACAACAUGUUUAGUGGUAACCCUUCAAAAAUGACACCAAUUUUGACUUUGGAUGGAGAGUUCAAUGAUAUUGAUCAAGUUGUUAUUGAUCAAAAUAAUGUGAAUGGCAUGAGCUUGAAGUCUACUAUUGGAAAAUUAAGUGUUGCUGGAAAUGGGACAAAGUGGGUAGCUGAUUUUUCAUCAAUUCUUGUUUUUCCUAAUAAGAUAAAUCAUGUACAAUAUUCAUUUUAUCGUAGAGGGGGAGUUGUUGGAUUUCCUGCACAUGCUGUAACAAAUGUAUCAAGUAAUGUUGUGGUUAUUGAGAGUGAAAAAACUGUUGAUGGAGUGGUGUCAGUUUAUGUUGACCAACAUAAUAUUGUGGGUGAAAAGAAUUUUCUCAUGUGAAAAACAAGCAAUUGGAGAUAUUGUUUAUUGUGGA
Molecule: messenger RNA, 1583 nt
Organism: Solanum dulcamara
Lineage: Eukaryota; Viridiplantae; Streptophyta; Magnoliopsida; Solanales; Solanaceae
Product: polygalacturonase QRT3
Exons: 3
Coding region: 29-1549 (506 amino acids)
Molecular function (GO): polygalacturonase activity
Source: RefSeq, a predicted model, not a curated record